This is a messenger RNA of Aspergillus chevalieri, 387 nucleotides long. RefSeq lists its product as uncharacterized. The record is from RefSeq and is a predicted model, not a curated record. Lineage: Eukaryota; Fungi; Ascomycota; Eurotiomycetes; Eurotiales; Aspergillaceae. The coding region runs from base 1 to 387 and encodes 128 amino acids. The transcript is spliced from 2 exons.
AUGUCAAGCAUCGAGCGUCACGAUCCCGAAGCCCAUGAUCCCGAGAAACACCCCGAGCAGUCGGCCAUCCGUGAAGGCCGGAAUAUCGCACUUGGCAAGGUCGAAGCUUUCAACAAGGUUCUGAACCAGUCUGGCCAACCAGGGAAGGUCCUGCGCGGCAUCAUCGUCGUCUCCAUCGGCCUGACCAUGUUCACCUAUGCCCUGGGCCAAGGCAUCACCCCACAAUUCGAUGUCAUGGCGACCUCCGUCGUUCGGCCAACACGCGCAAAUUGGAGUAGUCAAUACGGCGAGUCAGAUCAUCAACGCAGUAUCCAAGCCAUUUAUCGGCAAGAUUGCGGAUAUCAUAUCUCGGCCGACAGCAUAUUUGGUGGUUCUGUUGGCGUAUGA